AUGAUGAUGAUGAUGAUCUUUAGAAGACGUGAGGAAAAACUUGUCGUCGCUCCAGAAGACGUGAUGGAAAAGGAGAGAGAAAAAUGGGACGACAAGUUCUAUUAUGAAUAUGGAUAUUUCGAUGGGAUGUGUUUGAGCAGGAGAAGAAGAAGAAGAAGAGCACAGCUACACACAGACAGACUCUCUGCGCACUUGGUGCCGUCCGCCUUCUGGGAAGUCUCCGUUUCCCGAAAAAGUCACACACCGGAAGAACAAAAAGAAGUGGGGAAGAACCCAAAACACUUGACACACACCCAGAAGACUCUCUUCUUUCCCAAGAAGCAGAAUCGCAAAUCAGUUUGGAAUCCUCACGAUAUCGAGAACCCCAUUGACGUCAUUUUGGAAUUUCAGCAAAAACCAUUUUCCAUUUUUUUUGGAAACUUUUUUUUUUGGGAAAGACAACCUUAUAACCCCAAAAAUUGGAAAAAAUCGCGUACCGCUCUCAUCUCUGAUCGUCGUCACGUCUUCUGGAAUUCAGUCUUCUUGGGUCUGACGUCUUCGGCAGAGCAGGGGAAAGAAAGAAAAAUACAGGAAAAUCUAAAGAAAACGAAGGAAAUGAGACUAAUUAGUUGA
Messenger RNA from Caenorhabditis briggsae, 612 nucleotides. NCBI's taxonomy places the organism in Eukaryota, Metazoa, Nematoda, Chromadorea, Rhabditida, Rhabditidae. The transcript has 3 exons. The record is from RefSeq and is a predicted model, not a curated record. Bases 1 to 612 code for a protein of 203 amino acids.